Epinephelus lanceolatus (giant grouper) is the source of this 2358-nucleotide messenger RNA. Its product is annotated as transmembrane protein 229B-like. The record is from RefSeq and is a predicted model, not a curated record. NCBI's taxonomy places the organism in Eukaryota, Metazoa, Chordata, Actinopteri, Perciformes, Serranidae.
CCCAUAUGCUACCCAGGGAUGGAGGCGAGAAUACUACAUGCGAGGAGAACGCAAGGUAGUAAUGACCAAGGGGCUGGUGUUGAAGAUGAAGCCUCAGCAGUACCACGUGAGAGCAUCUCAAGUCGUCCCCUCUCCGCUGCAGCUCGUCUCUAUGUGUACGCACUGCACGGCUGCCUCUGUGAGGUGGCCUUCACGGCUGUGUGGGACUGGUGCAGCAGCCAGGACAGGAGGCUGGCAGGUCACAGCAGCCUGUGGGCGCUGCCUAUGUACGCCACCGCAAUCUACCUCAUGGAGAUCCUCAGAGACCGGCUGCUGUCUCAGCAUUUCCCACUGCCAAUGCGUCUGACGGCCUACACCCUGUUUAUCUAUCUAUGGGAGUUCAGCUGGGGGGCGGGGCUGAGGCUGCUGCAGGCCUGUCCCUGGGACUACUCUGGCCAUAGGUACAACCUGGGAGGACUGGUGACUCUGGAGUAUGCACUGCCGUGGACUGUGGCAGCAUUUAUAGCUGAGCAGCAUGUGAUAAGGAACACUCUGAGGAUAAGACUGCACAACUGAACUCAUUAAAUCGGGAAUACUGUGCUUCCAAAAGCAACUACUGAACAUUGUUUGAGGAACAACACCACACCUUUGGGAGUUUUUGACAUGAGUAUGUUAAAAAAGCUGGUGCACACGCUGCACCUUACUGAGCUGUGGCAUUAAAGCUGGGGUAGGCAGAGAUCUGUCCCCUCUGUCCUAAGCCCUUACCAUCAGAUGUCCAUGGGCAUAUGCACACACUUCACACAGUAACCAAGUUUCUCGAUACAUUGAAUUAUCUUUUGUGGGAGAAGAGAAAGAGAUUUGGUCAGUAGCUGUAGUGGCUCAAAUUCAGCCAAUGCAACUCCCCCCUUCCCCACUGGAUGUCACAGCUGGCUGGUAAUCAGCAGCAGCAGUGCCAGGUUUAAGCUGUGUAACGGCAGCAACAGAAAGUUUGCUGAUCUGGCAGGGAGUAGGGUUUGCGCUGGCUGGAUUUGAGUUGCUGCAGCCGCUGACUUGGGGUCAUUUUUCAGAGCUGCUGCCCGCUUUCCUCCCGGUAACAAUGUCUGUAGUGCCGGGGAGUGAGGUGGAGGACACACUGUGAUUCAAGGUUCUAAUUAACGUUAGCUAUUUAGACCAAAACAUGAAGCCACAGCUAUGAACCUUUGGCUCCAGUUAGCAGAAGGAUAAAUUAUUAGCAACAUUUUCUCUCAAUCUUUGAAACACUAUGCUAAUAUUGACUUGUGUUUGAUGUAGUUAAUUUUCAGACUCUCUUUAAGACUCUAUUUUUAAUGGGUCAGUCUUCCAUUUUUGAGGACGCUUUGCAGUGUAGUCAGUUGUUGCAAAUAUUGGAAUAGCAACUUUCUCUGUAGGAUUUUAAGCCAUUCAAUCAGGCCUUCACCAAAGAGAUGUACACUCUCUUACUAAAAUGACCUGUGAUUGGCCAAAGUUUCUUGUCAUCUGCUAGAUUUUCUAAAGCCUUAGUUAAGUAAGUAAGUAAGUAAUAAAGGGAUUUUUGCCCAGUAAUGGCAAUUUUCAAGUCAGACUGUUGGUUUUUUUUUUUGGUUGUUGUUUUUUUACAGACUGAAAUAAGACAAAAAAUGAACUGACUGUAUAUCAGCUUUAAAGGAAUCAUGUGGCAUUUUGGGAAAUAGGUUAAUUUCCAUUCUUGCUGGGAGUUUGAUACGAAGAUACACACCACUCUCAUAUCUGUCUGUAAAAUAUGAAACUACAGCUAUGAGACAGUCGGCUUGGCUUAACACAAAAACUAGAUAUAAGGCGAAGGUGGGAAUCAACUCUAACACUUAUCAUUAUUAUUAUUAUUAAUACAAUAUUUAUUCAUAUGCACUUUAAUGAUCAGGCUACAUUUGCAGCUUUUCUGAAAUACUGAAAUACUAUCUGACUCUUUUGGACUGCAGAGUGAAUAACAUGUUUACGUGACAGCUUGCAGUCAGUUUGAUGCACUAAGAAAUGCAAUUUUUAUUCACUAGAAUUGCUCAUGCUGUCCAUGAUCAUAAGAGUAGCAGACACUGUUAGGAGAUCCAUGUGUUUUUUUGCAGUGGAUUUUUCUAUCACUAUGUUUAUUGAAUAGUUGUACCCAUUACAGGAAGACAGUUUCAUCAGUUCUGGAUUUCUUUGGAAAAGCUGGACUUGGCAUGCACCACAUGGAUAUAUCACAUAACAACAGUCAUUGCUUGUAAACUUGUUGAAACCUGUGUUUGGAUAAUUUAAAAGGAUUAUUACCCUGGAACUGUGACUGUAGUGUGGGUAUUUUGAAAGGGAUUAAAGUGUCAGCGAUUUUUUUUAUGUCUUGUGUUUUUCACUUCCAGAGUAAUUGUGUAAUUA